AUGGAAAUUAAUUACAUAAUCAAAUUGAGGCCAUCAGCGGUAUUUCGGUCAAUUUUUCAUGUGUUGUUAACUCAUCAAAAUAAUAUCAACUUCAAUUUAAAUUCACUUCCAAUUUAUCAUCCUGAUCCAGGAAAUGGAAUUAGAGAUUUAAAGCUUAAAUGGCCACGUGUUGGAAAUAAAAUAGUCAUUCCAUUCAUAAUUGAUCCAUCAAGUUUCUACAGUAGAAUUCAAAAAGAUAAAGUCUAUGCAGCUAUGAGACACAUAAGUGAAAAGACAUGCAUAAAUUUUCGAUGGAAAACCAAUGAAAGGGAUUAUUUGAUGAUUUAUUCGGGUAAAUGGUGUACAUCUUAUGUAGGACGUGUUGGUGGAAUGCAAAGAGUCUCACUACAGAGAGAUGAGACUUGUGGCAAUCACAUAGGUAUGAUUGUACACGAGCUAGUUCAUGCAUUGGGAUUUUUACACAUGCAAAGUCAUGCAGAUCGUGAUAAUUAUAUCUCAGUUAUUAAACAGAAUAUUAGUCCAGGUGAGGAGUUUCAGUUUGACAAAGUAAAUUCAUUGAAAGCUACAAAUUUUGGCACGCCGUAUGAUUACUAUUCAAUUAUGCAUUAUGGGACACAUGCAUUCAGCAAAAAUGGAAGACCAACAAUAGUCGCAAAAAUUGGAAAAUUUAAUCAAUUUAUAGGACAAACAAACAAAUUAAGUUUUGGUGAUUUGAUUAGAAUUAGAAUGAUGUACAAUUGUAAAUGUUUGGAAGCUGGUUACCAAAAUUGUUGA
Chironomus riparius is the source of this 774-nucleotide messenger RNA. NCBI's taxonomy places the organism in Eukaryota, Metazoa, Arthropoda, Insecta, Diptera, Chironomidae. The record is from the annotation of a GenBank genome assembly.